Messenger RNA from Fonsecaea nubica, 1488 nucleotides. RefSeq lists its product as hypothetical. The transcript has a single exon. The record is from RefSeq and is a predicted model, not a curated record. Gene Ontology annotation, cellular component: membrane. Gene Ontology annotation, molecular function: signaling receptor activity. Lineage: Eukaryota; Fungi; Ascomycota; Eurotiomycetes; Chaetothyriales; Herpotrichiellaceae. Bases 1 to 1488 code for a protein of 495 amino acids.
AUGACCUGUGCAACUCAAACAGUCACAUUCGAGUCCUCUUCUAGCCGCGAGUCCAGUCCUGCGAGAGACGAUGAACGCACUCGGCUCCUGCCCCGAGGCCGCCGUCAUUCUUAUAACACCCUUCCCCGACGACGGCAGUCGAGCAUCUGCAACGCCGAUGCGAUCUUCGUCCGAGUCGAUUUGUUUCUAAGCGAGCUGAAAAGUAGGCUGGACAGACUAGAAAAGUACCGCCAAGAGAGCCUUCUACAUUUUGAUGCUCAAUUGGAGCGAGCCUACCAAGCUCUAAGUGAUGUACGAGAUUCAUGUGCUCCUACUUUAUCUGGUGAACUACUAUGGGGUGCUGCGAGACAUCGGGCCCUGAUUCUGGUCGAUACUCUGGAGACCAGGUACAACGACUUUAUGCCGUCUCGAGAAAGUCUGGAACACAAAGCACAAGAGGGCAUGCGGGUUAUGGAAUCCUUUCUCUUGGAGCUCGAGUCAGGGAUGCUUGAAAGGAAGAAGCAAUUUAUUGAUUCAGGAUGGAAGAAGGUCGACGACUCCCUCAAUGCUACCCGGGAGAUACUGGAAGACGGUCUCGACAAAGCUUUUCGGGCGAGAGAUUUGCUCGCCGACUCCGUCUCUCACGCAUUGACCCGAGCUGCCGAGACCAGGCUGAUCCAUUACGAAGAUCUUCCCACGCCCUGGAGGAAUAAUCCCCACAUCCUCAAGGGCUACCGAUUCAACAAGACACAGCUCGAGUGUCUCACCACUAUGUUUCACGCACACAAUGAGAUGGUGAACAUUUGGUCACACACCAUCGGCUUGCUCAUUGUUCUUACUGUGGCUUUUUACUACUAUCCUUCGUCAUCAACAUUUCCUCUGUCCACCAAAAUGGACGUCCUGAUUGCGGCCUGUUUCUUCGCCGCUGCCUGCAAGUGCAUGAUCUGCUCCACCAUGUGGCACACUAUGAACAGCAUCUCGGACAAGCGUUUGUUCGAUCGUUUCGCUUGUGUCGACUAUACUGGCAUUUCCCUGCUGGUGGCGGCGAGCAUCCUUAGCACUGAGUGGACAGCCUUUUACUGCGAACCCAUCUCGCGAGCGAUUUAUAUGAGUCUGACCACGGCAUUGGGAAUAGCCGGAGCGAUCCUGCCGUGGCGGGAGAGUUUCAAUCGAGCCGAUAUGGCUUGGUUCCGGGUGGCAUUUUUUGUCACCUUUGUCGUGGUUGGCUUUGCGCCGGUGUUACAACUGAACUAUACGCGAGGAGCUGCCUGGACUUUCUAUUUUUACGCUCCCGUUGCCAAAAGUAUCAUGGUGUAUUUCACAGGAGCUCUCAUCUACGCAAGCCAAGUACCUGAAAAGUGGUGGCCUGGAACGUUCGACUACAUUGGAUGCAGUCACAAUAUCUGGCAUGUUGCUGUGGUCCUGGGCAUCAUCUUUCAUUAUUUUGCCAUGCUAGACUUCUUCCAGGGCGCAUUCACCAGGGCCAGUGAUGGUUGUCGCUUGGGUUGA